AUGGAAAUAGAACGGUCACGUGCAGACGAGACUGACCGCGUGGAAAACCUGUACCGGACAACCGAGAGGAGAAGAAGGAGAAGGAGGAGAAGAAGGAGGAGAAGGAGAAAAAAGAGGAGGAGGAGAAGAAGGAGGAGAAGGAGAAGAAGGAGGAGAAGGAGAAAAGAGAGGAGAAGGAGAAGAAGGAGGAGAAGAAGAAAAAGCAGGAGUAGGGGAAGGAUUUUUUUUUCAGCUUUAUUUACAGUGGGCUUAAAGCAAACAAGCAGAAAAAGGAGAAGGGGGAGAAGAAAAGAAGGGGAAAAGAAGAAGGAGAAGCACCAGAAGGAGCAGAAGAAAAAGGAGGAGGAGAAAGAGAAAAAGGCCGAAGGAAGAGAAAACACCUGCGGGAAAGAUGCCUCCUUCCGGACCGCCCCCCCCCCUCCGAGGGACCUGCUGUUUGGAGACCUGCCUGCGCCGGACCUGUUUGCCCUGGACCCGCCUGAGCUGGACUAUCCUCUGGAUGUCGUCUUCGUGGAAGAGGCGGGUGGUUAUCUCUUUAUUUGGUGGGAGGAAGACGAGGGCUCCAUUUCUUCUGACAGAGAGCAUGGUGACCCCGACUUCAUCUUUUCAGAUGAAGACGAGGGCUCCAUCUCUUCUGACAGAGAGCAUGGUGACCCCGACUUCUUCUCUUCAGAUGAAGACGAGAGCUCCGCCUCUUCUGACGGAGAGGAUGGAGACCCCGACUUCAUCCCUUCGGAUGAAGACGAGGGCUCCACCUCUUCUGAUGAAGACGGAGACAUCCCUGUUUCAGGCUCUUCAGACGAAGGCGAAGACUCCCUCUCCGGUUCUUCAGAUGAGGACGAUGCCUUCUCAGUGUUCUGUUCUUCAUCUGAAGGCGAAGGCUCCUCGGCCUUCAGCUCUUCAGAUGAUGACAGAGCCUUUUUUGGCAUCAGUUCCUCAGAUGAAGACGAUGGCCACAUCACUGUCUCUCUGGGUGCUGAUGAGGUCGAUGAAGGCGAUGAUGUUGGGAGUGUGAAAUCAUCGCCUGAGUCCUCAAGCAGCAUCGAGGAUCCCACCUCCUCCUCUUCUGGUACUAGCGUUUCCAGUAAGAGGAGCAGGGAGGACAGUGAUGAGGACUGGACCCCCAGUCCAAGGCCAGGGAAACGCUGGAAGGAGUAAUCUUCUUCGUCUGACUGGAUGGUGGAAGACAUCCAGUCAGAUGAUGAGGAGUCUUCUGAAGAAGAGUCCUGAACAGAGGAGGACAGCUCAGUCGACAUGGAUGGCUACGAGACCGAUGACAAUCAUGAUGAUGAGGAGUCGUCAGAUGAAACUUCUGCUUCUUGUGACUGCACGUCACCUGAGGAAGAAGUUUAAGAUGGCAACAACCUCAUCAUCAUGGAUUGUUUUGAGGCCGAUGUAGACCAUCCUGUCGAUGAAGAAGACAUCACUGUUAUCACUGAGGACGAACAUGACGAACCUAACGAAUAGGAUGUCCUCAGUGAUAACGAAGGUGCCGACAUUCCUCCCCCUCCUCUGACAUCGAGAAGAUGGAGAACAAGAUAAAGAUGUAGUUGAUUAAUGUAAUGU
Larimichthys crocea (large yellow croaker) is the source of this 1566-nucleotide messenger RNA. Its product is annotated as protein bfr2-like. The record is from RefSeq and is a predicted model, not a curated record. The coding region runs from base 1 to 1158 and encodes 385 amino acids. Lineage: Eukaryota; Metazoa; Chordata; Actinopteri; Sciaenidae. The transcript has 3 exons.